AUGGCGCAAGAAAGCACAGUUUCCUUUGCUCUCGGUCCGACUCUCUCCCCAAGUCCCAAAAAGAGUGGGAGUGGAGGGAUCCCGUUGCCGCAGGAAGCACUGGUCGGUAUCUUUGUGGGUGUAGCUGUCUUAGCGAGCUGUAUGAUAAUGCUAGUUCACUUCCUGAAAGUAUCCCCACGCGCAAGGGGAUUUAGGAACUUCAUAUCGUGUUCUCGUGGGCGUAAUCCCCGGCCCCUUGACCCCAGGGAAAGAUCAGGAUCUGAACACAACCUAUGGACUCCUGGGAAUGGCAUGCUCCACAUCACUCCAGAACUUUUGCACUCAACGCUCAGUCCAAUCCCGACCAUGUAUGACCCUACACAGCCCCGGCAUUAUCCUACUCGAGCAGCUGAUGUCGAUGAAAGAGGUCGCAGGACGGGACCACGCACGGACGAUGAAGGGAAUUGGGUUGACGAAAAAGAAGAGCUACCUGCCUACUCGCGACACAGCAUCGGCCUGCCAACAUAUACUGAAUCGGAUGCCCAUUACUCAUCUGAGAGGUUGCCUCCACCUGUCACCCAUUCAUCACCCUAA
Cantharellus anzutake is the source of this 573-nucleotide messenger RNA. RefSeq lists its product as uncharacterized. The record is from RefSeq and is a predicted model, not a curated record. Bases 1 to 573 code for a protein of 190 amino acids. The transcript has 3 exons. NCBI's taxonomy places the organism in Eukaryota, Fungi, Basidiomycota, Agaricomycetes, Cantharellales, Hydnaceae.